UAUGGUGACGCUGCGACCCGGAUAGUGGGUCCGAGCGGGGAGUGAAUGCCUCUUGGUUUUCCUGUUCCUGUUCCCGGUGGUUGUAUCGUGGGAGGGGAGUGAGCUGGGCCCGGGUUUACAGCAGCGAGAGCCCGGGGGAGCCGGCGGGAAGAUGUCGGCCUCGGCCGUCUAUGUGCUGGACCUGAAGGGGAAGGUCCUGAUUUGUCGGAAUUAUCGGGGCGAUGUGGAAAUGUCGGAAAUUGAGCACUUUAUGUCUAUUCUGAUGGAGAAGGAGGAGGAAUGUUCCCUGACACCCAUCCUGUCACAUGGAGCAGUUCGAUUCAUGUGGAUCAAACACAACAAUCUAUAUCUUGUCGCAACCUCCAAGAAGAAUGCGUGUGUGUCUCUGGUGUUUGCUUUCCUAUAUAAGGUGGUUCAGGUAUUUUCUGAGUAUUUUAAGGAGCUGGAAGAAGAAAGUAUUCGAGACAACUUUGUUAUCAUCUAUGAGCUGCUUGAUGAGUUAAUGGACUUCGGUUACCCACAGACCACAGAUAGCAAGAUCUUGCAGGAGUACAUCACACAGGAAGGUCAUAAGCUGGACACUGGGGCUCCCCGCCCACCAGCAACAGUUACCAAUGCUGUGUCUUGGAGAUCGGAGGGGAUCAAGUAUCGGAAAAAUGAAGUAUUUCUUGAUGUUAUUGAAUCUGUCAAUCUAUUGGUUAGUGCUAAUGGAAAUGUGCUGCGUAGCGAAAUAGUGGGCUCCAUCAAAAUGAGAGUAUUUCUAUCAGGAAUGCCGGAGUUGAGACUUGGACUAAAUGACAAAGUAUUGUUUGAGAACACCGGCCGUGGGAAAAGCAAAUCUGUGGAGCUGGAAGAUGUAAAGUUUCACCAAUGUGUACGCCUCUCCCGAUUCGAGAACGACAGAACCAUUUCCUUUAUUCCACCAGAUGGAGAAUUUGAGUUGAUGUCCUACCGUUUAAACACACAUGUCAAGCCUCUGAUCUGGAUUGAGUCAGUGAUUGAAAAACACUCCCACAGUCGAAUAGAGUAUAUGAUUAAGGCAAAAAGUCAAUUCAAACGUAGAUCGACAGCCAACAAUGUUGAGAUUCACAUUCCAGUCCCAAACGAUGCAGAUUCACCCAAGUUUAAGACCACAGUGGGUAACGUAAAGUGGGUGCCAGAAAGCAGUGAAAUAGUGUGGUCAAUCAAGUCAUUUCCGGGUGGGAAGGAAUAUCUGAUGAGAGCGCACUUUGGGCUCCCUAGUGUAGAAGCAGAAGACAAGGAGGGAAAGCCACCUAUCAGCGUGAAGUUCGAAAUUCCCUAUUUUACCACAUCAGGAAUACAGGUUCGUUACUUGAAGAUUAUUGAGAAAAGUGGCUACCAAGCUUUGCCAUGGGUUCGUUAUAUUACUCAAAAUGGAGACUACCAACUACGAACACAAUGAAGGGAGACUGCGCCUGAAGAGUCAUUGGGAGGGGAGGAUCCAAUUCAGUGGAUUGUGUAAAAGUGUUGGGUAUAUUCAUCAUGUUUCAGAUCUCUGUCAUAGCAACGUCUUUCAUGAAGAAGAUUAAACAUUUCAACUGCGCUCAUCCAUGGAGCUGAAAGAA
Molecule: messenger RNA, 1586 nt
Organism: Carcharodon carcharias (great white shark)
Lineage: Eukaryota; Metazoa; Chordata; Chondrichthyes; Lamniformes; Lamnidae
Gene: ap1m1
Product: adaptor related protein complex 1 subunit mu 1
Exons: 12
Coding region: 152-1423 (423 amino acids)
Biological process (GO): intracellular protein transport; vesicle-mediated transport
Cellular component (GO): clathrin-coated vesicle; clathrin adaptor complex
Molecular function (GO): clathrin-cargo adaptor activity
Source: RefSeq, a predicted model, not a curated record